This is a messenger RNA of Rotaria sp. Silwood1, 606 nucleotides long. The record is from the annotation of a GenBank genome assembly. Lineage: Eukaryota; Metazoa; Rotifera; Eurotatoria; Philodinida; Philodinidae.
AUGUUACUUUUUCUUUUAUUUAAUGCUCAAAAAAUUUGUUUUCCUUUCUGCACUGUCAAUAACGAAUCAUCACCAGUUGAAAAUCUUGGUCAAAUUCUCUUUAAUUUUCUUCGAAAUUCUAACAGUCGUCAUGUAUGCACAAAGAAAUUUACAUCGACUGAUGCUAAUCAACAAAUAAUGCUUGAACGUUUAAUGAAAGGAAUGAUUUUAAAUUAUCAACAACAAUGGAUACUUGAUAAUAUACCUAUUAUGUUAUGUUAUAGAAAUACUGAAAAUCGAGAAUUUUGUUCCCGUAGUUUUCCUAUUGGCUGUUAUGUAACUAAAAGUGGUCAAACAAAAGAAUCAUGUAAUAUUCGUGAUGGGCAAAAUGAUAUAUUUUAUGUAUUUAAUCAUUUGGAUUUUGAAAUAACUUAUCAUAAUGAACUAGAUAAAAUAUGGGAAAGUGCAUUGAGUGAAGAUAGUAGUCGAAUUAUUUCAGCGAAAAUACAAGUUAAUAGUUUAAAUUCAAAUAGAUGUGAUCGUGCUAAUAAACCAGUUAUGUUUCAAUCGACAAGCAAAGAUGUUGAAAUUCCAUUUUACAUACACUGUACAAUUUAUAAAAAAUGA